Rotaria socialis is the source of this 426-nucleotide messenger RNA. The record is from the annotation of a GenBank genome assembly. Lineage: Eukaryota; Metazoa; Rotifera; Eurotatoria; Philodinida; Philodinidae.
AUGCCUACCAGUACGCAAGCCUGUACAACAUUUGUACCUCAAUUUUAUGUACCUGUGCAAAACUAUGCGCAACAACCACAUCAACAACAUCGACAUCCACCACAUCGACUACAACAACAACUACAACAAGCACCACGAGCACCACAACUACUUCAACAACAACAACAACGACAACCACCACAACAAGUCGCUACUACGACUACAACUGCCCAAAACAUACCGAGUGCCUUCUGGCCAUUUGAUAACAAUGCAUUGGAGUUGUACAACACUGGUAUCGACGGAACUGUCUCUGGUGGUCCAACGUAUACAACCAGUGUCCUUGGAUAUGGCGCUGCUAUCAGUCUUACUCGAUCUUCCAGUCAAUACGUUUACAUUACACCAACAAUAAUUCCAUUCAAUUCUCGUAGUUUCACAGUAGAAGCNUGA